AUGCAUUACAAUCCUUUGGCAGGUCAGUUGAUCUACAUCCAGGAGACCAUGGACACAAGCAACUUUGACUGGCCAGCUGCGAAUCGCAUGGUGGAGACAUCUCGCUGCAGGGGUACUUUGAUCUUCUUUAUUUGUGCUGGAGUCCUGUCACUUGUCUCUAUUCUUCGGUUGCUGCAGUAUGUCGAUGUGCGCUGUGGCACAGUUCCACCACAGGACUGUCAGAGGAUCCUCCCAGGUUUGGCGUGGAGAUCCAUGGCAGUCUUUCUUCUGACGGAAGCGGGGGCAGCUGUGUCGUUGUUGGCCUUCUGCUUUUGGCAGCAGGACUUCUCAAAUUCAUUUGAGAAGCAGAAGCAAAGUGCCAGUGAUUUGGGUUUCCUAUCUACUGCUGUGGCCUCAUCUGCUUCCGCGGCCUUUUGUAUGAGAGUUGUGCUCUGCUGGAUUGGGCCCGUGAUGAUCAACUUCAGCCUCUCCAGCAGUGCUGUCCUGUCGGCAGCUUCAGUGUGGAAGGCGCGUGGGGCCAUCAAUCCAAGUCUCAACUCCUGGAUCCUGGGAAUGUUGCUGAUUCAGCAAACGACCAUUUUGAUUCUGAGCAUAGCUUACUUCCAUUCCGGCUAUGCUUCAGCAGCAUUGCUGUGGUCACUCAUUGUUGCUACUGGAUUCGAACUUUGUCUUUUAGAGAUGUCAGAUAGGUAUGAUAUGUAA
Messenger RNA from Effrenium voratum, 702 nucleotides. The record is from the annotation of a GenBank genome assembly. NCBI's taxonomy places the organism in Eukaryota, Dinophyceae, Suessiales, Symbiodiniaceae.